Messenger RNA from Ananas comosus (pineapple), 606 nucleotides. Its product is annotated as photosystem I subunit O. Bases 47 to 481 code for a protein of 144 amino acids. NCBI's taxonomy places the organism in Eukaryota, Viridiplantae, Streptophyta, Magnoliopsida, Poales, Bromeliaceae. The transcript is spliced from 4 exons. The record is from RefSeq and is a predicted model, not a curated record.
UUGCAACAACCCUUCAACUCAGAGAAAACAUACGAGGAAGAGAGAAAUGGCAACAAUGGCGACCACCACCCACAUUGCAGGCUUGGGCUCUCCACUUUCCCUCGCCCGCCGAUCUUCGAAGCCAUCUCUCACCUCUGGAUUCAUAAGGACCCAGGUGGCCUCAAGAAACCCUCUGAAUCAGAAGAUAGCUUAUGGUGGGAGAUUCACUUGCUUUGAGAGGGACUGGCUCAGGACUGACCUAAAUGUAAUCGGGUUCGGGUUGAUCGGGUGGCUUGCGCCAUCAAGCAUUCCGGCGAUCAAUGGCAACAGCCUCACCGGGCUCUUCUUCCAGAGCAUUGGAGCCGAGCUGGCCCACUGGCCCACAGGCCCCGCACUCAAUUCUCAAUUCUGGUUGUGGAUGAUCACAUGGCACAUAGGGUUGUUCCUUUGCCUGACAUUUGGUCAGAUUGGGUUCAAAGGAAGGGCUGACGGUUACUUCUAGAAGAAUUAAUACCUUGUUAUGCAAUGACACUAUUCUCUUUAUAUACCACCUGUAUCUUCCAUCGUCUGUACCUAAUGUAAUGAUGCUUUUGAAAUUGUUCUAUUUUGUUGGGUUAUUGACGGAAA